GCUGUGCAAGUGUCUAAUUGACGUGACAAGUCAAGCGUAGUGAAACGGGAAAUAUUGGGGACUUCAAUGUUUAAUAAUAAAACAUUUACGUGAUUAUGGAUAAACAUGAUACAUCUCAAAUCACAGAGUUCCCUCGUUUCGAACCUGAGUCCACCCAAAGUGGUGUCUCGACGUUCUUUAAUAAGUUAUGGAAGUUUCCUAUAUUUUCGCCUAGCGAAUCUGCGGACGGUGGGCAAAACAAAGCUAUGAGUGACGGUAAGACCGCCUCCUCAGCUGAUGACGAUAAGCAGGAGUACGAUGUUGCGAAGGCGGACACUGGUUCAUACGCCGUAGAGCUGGAAGGGAGGAGCUUGCCCAACGUACUGCGAAGAAUAAGCAGUUUGGUCGCUUUAGGCACUGGAAGUGGUACAAAAUACGCUGAUACGGAGUUAGCACGCUACUGGAUGCCGGACGACAUAUCGCGCGAGUGCUACGAGUGUGCUACGCGGUUCAGUACGCUACGACGACGGCACCACUGCCGAGUCUGCGGGCAGAUAUUCUGUUCACGCUGUUGUAGCCAACGAGUACCAGGUCACAUUUUCGGUUGCGCGGGCGGCCUGCGCGUCUGCAACUACUGUUGCAAUGUGGUUCUGAGUUAUUUGAAGGAGAAUGACAUGACGGGAGAGAUCCCGCCAGACCUCAGGACACUACAGGAGAACUUACAAGUAAAGUUCCCUGAAAACAGGGGGCAGCAGGGCAGCAAGUUGCGCGACAACUUCAUGUUCGCGCGCGAGCAGGAGGAGCGCGGCGAGGCGCGCGGAUCCCACAAGGAGGCGCUGCACGACGUGUUCCGCCAGCUCGCAUACACGCUGCCCACACAGCAACACAGGUAUCGUCUGGUACGAUAUAACGGCGUGUGGCGCGGUUGCGAUAUCCUACAGUGGGUUAUGGACAACACGAACAACAAAACCAGGGCCCAAGCGACAUCUAUCUGUCAGAGCUUGUUAAGUGCGGGCUACAUGGAGUGCAUGACCGAGUUGCCGCAGUUCGCCGACUACGCCCUCUACAAGCCGAUAGUCAUACCCCCCAUAACUGCGGAGGAGGAAGACUCGCCUCAAGAGUGCAAAAGGAUGGUAGAAAGCGUCUCAUCGUACUGCCUAGAUUUGAACCUAGGUGAAAACUCAGCAAGGCUCAUCAAAACACCGAAACCAGAAACCAAAUCAGUUUCGAGUGAAGAAGAGGCACCGGUCAUUGAACAAAAUGAAGAGCCCCUUGUGGCGUGUGGGCGCGCGCUGCGCGUGUCGGGCGAGGAGCACCUGCGGCUGCUGCUGCGGCAGUGCCUGGCGCGGCGCGGCCUGCCCGCCGCCUGGCUGGACGUGCUGCUGCCGCUCUGCAGACACGCCGCCGACACCAUCCUACUUGACGUGAAUACCAACGACAUAGACGUCCGCAACUACGUCCAGGUGAAGAAAGUCCCGGGCGGUGUCAUUCGAGACAGCUGCGUCAUUCAGGGAGUCGUCCUUACCAAGAAUGUGGCCCACAGGGGCAUGCCGCAACAGAUAUCGAACCCCACAGUAUUACUUCUAGACUGUUCUAUUGCUUACCAGCGAGUGGAAGGCAAGCUAACGUCCUUGGAACCCGUGUUAAUGCAAGAGCAAGAGUACCUGGUGCGGUGCGCGGCCCGCAUCAGCGCGCUGUCGCCGCGCGUGGUGCUGGUGCGCGGCGGCGCGGCGCGCGGCGUGCAGGACGCGCUGCGGGCGGCGCGCGUGGCGCUGGCCACGCACGUGCGGCCGCGCGCGCUGCGCCGCGCCGCGCGCUGCCUGCGCGCCGACGCGCUCGCCUCCAUCGACGCGCGCGUCGGCACGCCCCGCCUCGGGACCUGCAACAACUUCUACGUCAACAACUGUGAGUUCAUACUAUAG
This is a messenger RNA of Trichoplusia ni (cabbage looper), 1901 nucleotides long. Its product is annotated as putative 1-phosphatidylinositol 3-phosphate 5-kinase. Gene Ontology annotation, molecular function: ATP binding; 1-phosphatidylinositol-3-phosphate 5-kinase activity; metal ion binding. NCBI's taxonomy places the organism in Eukaryota, Metazoa, Arthropoda, Insecta, Lepidoptera, Noctuidae. The transcript is spliced from 12 exons. Gene Ontology annotation, biological process: intracellular signal transduction. The record is from RefSeq and is a predicted model, not a curated record. Bases 96 to 1901 code for a protein of 601 amino acids.